This is a messenger RNA of Rotaria sp. Silwood1, 294 nucleotides long. NCBI's taxonomy places the organism in Eukaryota, Metazoa, Rotifera, Eurotatoria, Philodinida, Philodinidae. The record is from the annotation of a GenBank genome assembly.
AUGUGGAUUAAACGACAUGCUGGCCCCAAAGGUUAUGAUCCAGCACUCAAUUGUCUUCUUAACCGCGAUACAAUCGAUGACAAACUUGAUGAAAUCAACGUUCCAGCAUUGGUUCUGCACGGAGCGGAUGAUCGUAUGUGCCCAGCACAAGAUGCAAAAGAAUGGAGUUCAAAACUACCUAAACUAUGGAAAUUUGAGAUUGUAGAAAGAGGUGUUCACCAGCUUUCACUAACAGAACCUGGUGAUGAAGUUGUUGCUCAGUUAAUUCCACAAUUCAUAAAAGAAACAUUGUAG